Siniperca chuatsi (mandarin fish) is the source of this 3332-nucleotide messenger RNA. RefSeq names its product CTD (carboxy-terminal domain, RNA polymerase II, polypeptide A) small phosphatase like 2a (gene ctdspl2a). NCBI's taxonomy places the organism in Eukaryota, Metazoa, Chordata, Actinopteri, Centrarchiformes, Sinipercidae. The transcript has 13 exons. Bases 772 to 2196 code for a protein of 474 amino acids. The record is from RefSeq and is a predicted model, not a curated record. Gene Ontology annotation, molecular function: phosphoprotein phosphatase activity.
UGAAACCUCACCAUCAGUUUGCAAGUUAAUACUACAUUUCCUAAACUUUUAGGGAAAGAAGUAGCACAUUAAAUCCAGGGUGGGCACACAUAGUGGCUAGUACGGUAGUAAUAUUUAUGGCCUGGGUAUCAUGACUAAUCACAACAAGUUUGGUCAAGUUAUCAUCAAUAUUUAAACAUCUAGGUUUAAUUAAACCUGCAGUAAGUGGUACAUUGAUAUUACGGUGGAAUAAAAUGACUCCCUGCAAUGAGAGAGUCGCUCGUAGUGCAGAAAACAUUGAGCAUUAACACUCGACUCUGCAGUUCAAUGUAGCUUCUAGCUGCUUAUAGAUCAAUCUUUUGGUUCUUUUGGCAGCAUAUUGAAUGUAUGAUCUUGGUGCUUUCAUUAUCCAACCAGCAUUGAGAUUUUUAUAGGAGCCUAGAACAAAGGUUUGUAGAAGAUUCUUUGAUUUGCCACCGUAGGUGUACCAGUGUACUUUUAUAAGCCAGUAGGUUUCACCUAAAUCCCACAGCCUAACUCAAGUUAGCCAGGCUCUUCCAAAGUUUGUUUAAUUUCUUGCUGCAGAAUAUUUAGUCCAUGUUGCCCACAUACAUCCAAUAAACUCAUUGACCCAAAUUGGCCUUUUUUAUUGACACAGUUUAAAUGAACAAUUAAAAUAUUUAUGCUUUGGUACAAUCAUUUGUUUUUGCAGAAUACUGGAGGGAUGCCCACCUCUACAGCUGUAAUCAUUGUCUACCAGUCAUUAAGAAUUUUUCUAUGUGACGUUGGAGCAUGAUGAGGCUGAGAGUGCGUAAAGCUCCUCAGCAGCCGAACUUAGGCCGUCGAACCCAUCCGUCCCAGGCCAAAAGGAAACACUGUGAAGUGGAGCCAUCCCCCGUGAGAGGUCGAGGCAAAAUGCAGAAGAAUGAAACAGGCCUGUUCUCCACUAUAAAGAAAUUCAUCCGUGGAAAUGCUGUCAAGGUGGAGCAGGAUAUUCCUGCCAAGAGGAGUCGCAUUGAAUGUAAUUCUGAUAGCGAUCUAAUUACUUCAACACCACAGACCAGAGGCCUUUCCAACAAAUCAGUCUCCAGAGUUUGCCGGAAAAGUCCAAAUAAAGACACAAUGACUUGCAACAGUAAACCCAUGAAACCAAAUGGUAAACUAGAGGCCCCCGUCGAGGCAGCAAGCAGCCCACCACGCACCACCCUGCUUGGAACCAUCUUCUCUCCAGUCUUCAACUUUUUCUCACCAGCAACUAAAACUGCCACUCCUGGUUCAGACUCUCCGGGCCAAGCGAUGGAGGCAGAGGAAAUCAUGAAACAGCUGGACAUUGAGCAGGCGGAAGAAAUGCCAAGCAGCACUCUCACAUCCACAGAGGGCAUCACUCCGUGUCACACUACCCCAAUAUUACCACAGAGGCUUCAGAUCACCUCUGAUACAACUAUAGAAGAAGGGGAAAUUGUCACUGAAACUGACAUGCCACCAUUAACAGUUCCUGGUUGUAUGCCAGACGGUGUUUACCCACACACGUUACCUCCAGCUCCUGCAGAAACCUCAUAUGAUGAGGACUGGGAAGUUUUUGAUCCGUACUUCUUCAUCAAGCACGUGCCUCCGCUGACAGAAGAGCAGUUAACACGCAAACCGGCAUUACCUUUGAAAACACGCAGCACACCAGAGUUUUCUCUCGUCUUGGAUCUGGACGAAACUCUGGUCCACUGUAGUUUGAAUGAGCUAGAAGAUGCAGCCCUGACAUUCCCUGUGCUCUUCCAAGAUGUAAUAUACCAGGUGUAUGUUCGGUUGAGGCCCUUUUUCCGCGAGUUUCUUGAGCGCAUGUCUCAAAUGUAUGAGAUUAUUCUUUUCACGGCUUCAAAGAAAGUCUACGCUGACAAGUUGCUCAACAUCCUGGAUCCGAAAAAACAGUUGGUCAGGCACAGGCUGUUUCGUGAGCACUGUGUGUGCGUUCAAGGGAAUUACAUUAAAGACCUAAACAUUCUCGGACGGGAUCUUUCCAAGACGAUAAUAAUCGACAACUCACCCCAAGCCUUUGCCUAUCAGCUUUCCAAUGGGAUCCCUAUUGAGAGCUGGUUUGUGGAUAGAAAUGACAAUGAGCUUCUGAAGCUUGUUCCUUUCCUCGAGAAGCUUGUGGAGCUGAAUGAAGAUGUCAGACCGCACAUCCGUCAACAGUUUCGUUUGCACGACCUCCUUCCUCCAGACUGAGGACCUCGUCUUUCAGUUCAAGAUGGUAUCAACAUUGGAAGAAAAAUGGACUCCCAGAAGGAAAUAUUCAGUGGAUUUGAAACACAACAUUGCCAUUAUUAUUAUUAUUAUUAUUAUUAUUAUUGUUAUUAUUGAAAUGAUGCAAAAAAUUGAAAGCUAUAUUUGAGUCAAAAGCCCUGGAUGUUUUUAUACAACCAGACUCAGAACAAACAGACCUGCACACUGCGGCAGACUUUUCACUUUUUGCUCGCUUCUUUUUAGUGCGACUUUGAAGACGGCCUCCUGGAAGGUAUUUUGUCUUUUUAAAAACUGUUUUGGAUUGACAAAACUGAAUGUCAUGCAGUGUUGGAUUAUAUGGACCUUGGUGGCUUCAGCCUGACCUUGAACGGCCAGUCAAACCUGUAUAAUAUUCAAUCUAUUUACGUGUAAAUAUUUGUACAUUUUUUUUUUUUCUUCAAGGUUUUUAAGUCCUUUUAUUUUCACUUCAGAUUUUAGUAUGUAUUCUUUGAUUCGGUUGCUUUUAUAAACCAACAAAAUGUUAGUGUGUUUUGUUUGAAGUUGUUGAUAAAUGGCUGCUUUUCUGUUGUAUGCCUGCAGUUUCCUGUGAUGCUUUACUCCAUUACAUGCAGUUGUCUGUAAUAAGGUGCGGUUUUAAAAAUGUAUCUUUGGGAGGAAAAUGUUUCUGAAACAAUAUUUUAAAGUUAUGUAAUGUAAACUAGAAUAGAGUCUCAACUGAAUACAAAGCCAUAAUGGCUGAAUUAUAAUUUUGGAGAUUUGUAUUUUAGAGUCCAUUUCUGAUUUUGACACCUUGAUCGUCCUCUUUAAUGAGGAGGGGGGUGGGGGGUUUCAGGCAUCUUGCACUUUGACAUCCAGCCCUUUGUAACUUGAUGUAAAAUGUUGUCACUUUUCUACACAGGUGUAUAUCACCUCAAUUUGUUAUGUGGGGGAAAAAAUGAAAUUGUAGCACCAGCAAAUUGUCAACAUGUUUGCUUUAAAAUCUUGUUUUCCAAGACGUCUUGUAUGUGGGAUCUUUAUGAUGUAGGAGUCACACGUUUUAUUGACUUAUUGAAUGAUCACUCCUGUUGUAUUCAGUGUUACUUAAUAGUUUCCUUGAAAAUAAAUACAUUUUUAUACAA